AUGCAGCGCACAACCCUCGCCGCGCUCGGCCUACAGCGUGGCUUCCUGCAAGUGGACAUGCUGCGAUCGAUCCGGCUCUGGUACGUCUUCGACAGAGCCGCGCCGACGAGCGACGACCUACGCCUGGAGCAGCGGCGUGGCGACGUACUGCGCCUCGAUGCAGGCGCCACUUGCCUUGGCAAGGUCAUCGCCGCCAUUCAGCACGCAGCCACGCGGCGGUUCGAGGCGAUGGUGCUCUCGGACGAUGACGCGUUCAUACAUCCACAGCGGUUGGCUCUUGAUAUUGCCGAGUGGGGCUGGAAUCCCAACCUUCACUAUGGCUAUGGCAACACGCCAGACGUGGUCGUCGGUCGGCUCAUGCAGGAAUGGCAAUUGCGGCGCACCGUGGACGCGCCGGCGACGCGGCAGGGCCCGUUUGCCUUUCCCCUCGGCUUUUGUAUGGGCCUCGGCAGCGCGAUUGUCGCCGCGAUCGUCGCUCAGCUCACGACCGAGCCGCGGCUGAUUCGGCUGCAGAAAUUCCUCGGCGCGUCGCGCGCCGCACGCAAAUGCAUGCCUGCGACCGACGGUGGGCUGGGGUACAUCCUCGCGUCGCUUGGCCCGGCCACGCCGAUUGCAUACGUGGACAUCUCCUCGACUGCACGCGUCCACUUUUGGCGCUCGCGGAGCUCGGAGAAGUUCCUGCGUGCUGGCAACCUCGCCAUAAUGCACGGCGCGAAGGAUUGGGCAGACCACUUUGCAUGGGCGGCUUGCGUGGUGAGGGAGCUGCCAAGCGGUAUGCUUGAGCGCUCGAGGGGGCUCACGUGCACUGCCAACAAUGUCGGCCUCGAUUUUGAAUGCCGACGCACCGAGGACACGUGGCGAGCGUGCGCUCAGGCGGGGCUGCUCGCGCGCGCGGCCGGGUCGGCGGACAGGGCGGCCGCCCGGGUGGGGGUGGCGGGCUCUCCGCAUCCGGCACAAGGCCCUCGCCAGAAAGCCCAUCGCGAGGUCGCGACGCGGAACGCGAGCGUGGUCUGGUGCAUGGUGUCGAUGUCGGCGUCGGACGAGCGAGCGCGGCCAAAUGUCGUGCCGGGCGGGGUCGCGUACACGCGCAGCGUGUGCAACAACGCAUCCGAGCCUACCCAGUGCGCAGCAGAGAAGGCAGAACCGCACUAG
Messenger RNA from Emiliania huxleyi CCMP1516, 1152 nucleotides. RefSeq lists its product as hypothetical. The transcript is spliced from 2 exons. NCBI's taxonomy places the organism in Eukaryota, Haptophyta, Isochrysidales, Noelaerhabdaceae. Bases 1 to 1152 code for a protein of 383 amino acids. The record is from RefSeq and is a predicted model, not a curated record.